CUACACCUAUCUGUUAUCGCUAUCGACGUGAAGAAAAGAACCCUCAUGUUUUGACCCGCAGCUUUCGACAACGCACCUUUUGCCUCGUCUGGUUGUGCAAAAUAACCGCCUGGUCAACUUCCGUUAAAUUUCGGUAUUGACUGCGUGGUUAAGAUAAGGACCAUGUCGAAUCGUUACUCUGUCUACUCCAGCCAUUCGGCUGGUUUGUCUACCGGUACUCCUCGACUAUCUCCUCAGCAAGCCUCCCAGGUUUCAACCACAACCCUUCUCAAUGCCUUGCAUUCAUUCUAUACCUCGGGUCAGCCAUAUCAAUUGGAUGCGAGCACAAGUCUGGUUGUGAACACUUGGCUUACUGCUACACGCACGACACCCGAUGGCCGUACCGGGGGAACUAUCGAUCGGGAGUUGGCACUCAGAGCGUGGGAGCAUGCAAGACGAAGAGCCGAGGAUGGCUGCAUCGUUCUCUGUUCGACUCAUCAGUCAACCCCGUCUGUGCUACAGCCAUAUCUGGCAGCGCUACCUCUUCCUACGCCCACCACUGCAUUCACAGCUCUGGCCGUUCUUCGACCCUUCCUUUCCGCUGUCACGUCGUUUAACCCCUCGUACUCUCUCUACUCCGCUCUUGCUGCGUCCUUCACCCUCUCAUUACAAGGCGAUGUGGUUGGCUUAACCUAUUCCCUUUCAACGACCGGUAUCAAUGUUCGGAAAGGACUGUUGGAUAUCCCCAGCGAACCAGGCUAUCGGGCCUUUGACGUAUUUUACUAUCUCUUGACAUCCGCAUCAACGCCAGCAGAGAGAGAGUUCCUGGAUCUAAAGAGUGCCUCCGAAUAUUCAUUAUUAAACAAGUCUGGCACUUACAAGCCUCCGUCCUAUCUUCCAACUGCAGAUGAUGACGCUGCUGCGGAAGAUUUCAGGGCCUCGCUCAAAGCUAUCGGUAUCAAGGGAGCCGCCCAGCGAGGUCUCUUGUCAACCCUCGCGGGUUUGUUGAAACUUGGCAACGCAUCGGGCUUUUUUGUCGACCAGGAAGAACUCGAGGAUGUCUGUGAAGAGGUGGGUGGCUUGCUUGGUUUGGAUCCAGAGGUUCUCCUUCGAAAAUGCUCCACCGACGAGCGGGAGAUUCUGGUUGCAGGCAUCUACGAGGCGCUCGUGGACUGGGUGAUCAGCAAGGUCAAUGAGGCCAUCGCCAGCGAGAUCAAGGAACACAAUGAUCAUGUUGGCCAGUGGUCGAACGAUGACACUGUCAGCAUAACGGUUGUCGAUGUCCCCAGACCGGCAUUUGGAAAGGCCGUGGCCAUGAGAGGAGUGUUCGAUGACAACCUGGGUAUCAACGCCGAAAUGCGAGAGGAUGGUGUCCACAUUCCCCCGGCGGGAAAUUCAGUAAUCAACGAGAUGGAUAACGCAGUGGCUCAGGUUGAAGCCGACCUGGGAAUCACUACCGGCUCCGCAUGGCACGAAAGAGAAUACGAGCUCGACAAGCGACAGGGAGUGUUAGAAAAGGUUGGCUUGGAAGUCGAAACAGACGCUUUUCUACGGCAGCUACUGUUCCCUGUUAGCACCGAAGGCAUCUCGCUCGGCAAACGGGGCCGAUUCGAUCUCCCUGCUACGUUGGGAAGCAGCCGUGUUUGGUAUCAAAUAUCGAUGCACCCUACCGACGAUUCACCCGAAGCCUUGAAUUCUCUGAUGUCAACUACGACCUGGUCUGCAGGUUCCGUGUCCCGUCAAUUGCGUGACUGGAGACUUGCUGAAUGGGCGAAUCGACGUCUCAAACAGCUUGACUUCACUGCUGAUUUCGAUAUGGAGGAGUUCUUCGGUAGGUAUGCCCGAUUAGGGUGUAUGGAAGGCAAAGAUGGCAUUGAAAACUGGAUCCUUCAGCGGGGAUGGACCAACGGUGAUGCCUUUGUCGGCCACCAGCGUAUUUGGAUGAGGGAAAAUGCAUGGUGGGAGGCAGAGACAAUGCUUGACCUCAAGCCUGACGAAUCCCCUCCGAUCAACCCUUUCAUGCUUGGUAAUGGUCUUGUGGACCCCAGCUAUGCACCCGAUAUGGGCUACCCAAUGGCAGAGUCGACAAGCCUCCUGAACGUUGGGCAUGAUGCUUCAAUGCAAAAGGGUAUGCUAGCUCCCAGUUUUCGUGGAGGAGCAAAGUCAAUAUCUCCUAGUGUACCUCAUACCAUGAAUAUGGGAGGUGACUAUGGCCUGGGCUCGAAGGGUGAUGACAGGAAGUGGGACAACACAUAUUACGAUAACGAGUUUGGGCAAUACAUUGGCGAACUCGACCCCGAACAUGGUGAGCCUAAACAUAUCGAGAAAAAGGAAAUUACUCCCGGUCGACGCAUGUGGACGGGCUUCGUUUGGGCCAUGACCUUCUGGAUUCCAUCCUUCGUGCUUCGUUAUGUCGGCCGAAUGAAACGCCCCGAUGUGCGGAUGGCCUGGCGUGAGAAGCUGGUUCUUUUCUUCCUGAUCCUUCUGUUCAAUGGUAUGGUCUGUUUCUACAUUAUCGCUUUUGGUGAUCUUCUGUGCCCGAAUAAAGAUAAAGUAUGGAACGAGAAGGAAGUCGGUUACCAUGAAGGCGAUGACGAUUUCUAUGUCAGCGUUCAUGGCAAGGUUUACGACAUUAGCAAAUUCUGGCGCAUUCAGCACAGUGAUACGUCGAUCGAGACAACUUCGUCCAACAUGAAGCCAUUUGCAGGACAGAACCUCGACGCUUACUUCCCCCCACCUCUUACGGAAGCCUGCAAGCCAUUUGUGGACGACGACUCGAUCACAUUGCAAAACAACAACACCGAUGCCGUCUUGUAUCCACAGGCGAAGCACGACUGUGGGCCCCGAAAUCAACCUGACAAAAGCACUGCACUCCACGAGAUUAGCUGGUAUGCAGACAAAUUCUUGCCAAAAAUUAAGGAAUACUACAAGGGUGAUGUCGUUUGGAAACGGAGUGUGGUCUCAUCCCAAGCGACCGACAGUCAACGGUAUUGGGUAAUUGUCGACAAGAAGAUUUACGAUUUGACCAAUUACUUCUAUACGCUGAAGAUGAUGAACAAUAUCGACACCUAUAGUUUCCUGCCCAAAUCUGUGACGGAGCUCUUUAAGAACUACCCCGGUACCGAUGUCACUGACAAAUGGCAAGACACAACGCAGUUUAAAAAUGCCCAGAACUGUCUUGACAACGUGUUUUAUGUCGGGAAGGUUGAUUUCCGAGACUCGCCCAGGUGUACAGUCAACAACUGGAUUCUGCUGUCAUUCACCGUUCUCAUUUGUGCUGUUGUGAUUGUCAAGUUCCUUUCUGCUCUCCAGCUUGGUUCCAAACGACGGCCCGUUCCACAGGACAGAUUCGUCAUUUGCCUGGUCCCUGCAUACACAGAAGGCGAGGAUGCCCUGCGUCAAGGUCUCGACUCUUUAACCGCUCUGCAAUAUGACAACAAGCGAAAGCUCAUCUGCGUUGUCUGUGAUGGAAUGAUUGUUGGUGGAGGUAACGAUCGGCCAACCCCAAAGAUUGUCCUCGAUAUUCUCGGGGUAGACCCAAAGAUCGACCCUCCUGCACUGCCAUUCAAGUCCAUUGGCCAAGGAAGCGACCAAUUGAAUUAUGGAAAGGUCUACUCGGGUCUUUAUGAAUAUGAGGGCAAUGUCGUGCCUUAUGUCGUUCUCGUCAAGGUUGGAAAAGAGUCCGAGCAAAGCAAAUCCAAGCCUGGUAACCGGGGUAAGCGUGAUUCACAGAUUCUGCUGCUCAAUUUCCUUAACCGCGUGCACCACCGUUCACCUAUGUCACCAUUUGAGUUGGAGAUCUUCCAUCAAAUCAAUAAUAUCAUCGGUGUUGAUCCUGAACUUUACGAGUACUGCCUGAUGGUGGACGCCGAUACGAGUGUUAGGGAGGAUUCACUCAACCGUCUAGUUGCUGCUUGUGCGAACGAUGCGAAGAUUGCUGGUAUUUGUGGAGAGACCAGUCUUCAGAAUGAAGAACGGAGUUGGUGGACAAUGAUUCAAGUCUAUGAGUACUACAUUUCCCAUCAUUUGGCCAAGGCGUUUGAAUCUCUUUUCGGUACCGUCACUUGUCUGCCCGGAUGUUUCUGCAUGUAUCGAUUGCGAACUGCAGAUAAAGGUCGACCACUUAUUAUAUCCGACAAGCUCAUUGCCGAAUAUGCGGAUAAUGAUGUGGACACGCUGCAUAAAAAGAAUCUUCUCUCCCUUGGUGAGGACCGCUACUUGACGACAUUGAUGGCAAAACAUUUCCCUACCAUGUCCUACAAGUUCAUUCCCGAUGCAUACGCCAGUACUGCUGCCCCGGAGACAUGGAGCGUUCUUUUGUCCCAGAGACGUCGCUGGAUUAACUCUACUGUUCACAACUUGGUGGAAGUGGCCAUGCUGAAAGAUCUCUGUGGCUUCUGUUGCUUCAGUAUGCGAUUCGUUGUGCUAGUUGACCUUCUGGGAACAAUCAUCCUUCCAGCCACCUGUGUUUACUUGGGAUACCUGAUCUACCGUGUCGCUAGUCAUACCGGCCCGUUCCCUCUGAUUUCCGUCAUCAUUCUGGCGGGUGUCUAUGGUCUUCAAGCUAUCAUUUUCCUUGUUAAGCGGCAGUGGCAGCACAUUGGAUGGAUGAUCAUUUAUAUCCUUGCUUAUCCGGUCUACAAUUUCAUCUUGCCUCUCUACUCUUUCUGGAAACAGGAUGACUUUGGUUGGGGUAGUACUCGUGUUGUCAUUGGUGAAAAGGGAGAUAAGCGUGUGGUUGCUGUUGAGGACGAAGGCUUCGAUCCUCGCAGCAUUCCUCUCCAGCGUUGGGACGAUUAUGCCCUUGCCAAUAACCUCCCUGGUCGUCGUGGAGAUGCAAGCAUCAGCCAGGAGAAGUUGUUCCCGCCAAGAUACACAGAUGAGAUGGCCAUGGAGAUGGAUGAUAUGCACUCCAACUACUCCUCUGUCAAGCCUGCGUCAACUAUCCUCACUGGGUUCCCUCAUAACCGGAACACUGGUCCGUACAUGCCUCCACACUCACCAGCACAUUUUGGCGGCAACGUGCCAGGAAACAGAAACUCGCAUCUUUCGAACUUUUCAAGGUACACCGAUAUGGGUCAAGCAACAGGUCACCAGGCCUCGCGACACAUGUCCAUGGGCGGUCUUAGUCACUACCAAAGCAGCCCCAUGAACAACAGCCGACAUAGCGUGGGAAUGAUGCAGAGUACCGACAACCUGCUUGGGGGCACCCCACGACCAGUUUCUCGCAGUCCGCUCGGCGCAGGGUAUAACUCGAGGCCCACCAGUGCGUUUGACUUCCGAGGGGGAGCAGGAGGGCCCGAUGAUCAUUCCAUCGCGGAGGCUGUUCGGAGCUGUCUAGCAGAGGUCAAUCUGGAUAACGUGACAAAGAAGCAGGUCCGCGUCCUUGUCGAGCAGCGACUGCAAACAACAUUAACGGGCGAGAAGAGAGCGUUCCUCGACCGACAGAUUGACCACGAAUUGGCGAAUAUGUGAGCCGACCAAACUGUCAUAUUAUACACAGGAAUACAGGAUGUGGAUAUUUUCUUUCUUUUUUCAACGAACGGGGAUCAUCUAAUAUAUGCACUCAACUUGUCACUCUGAAAAUAUUUCUUUUGGCUGGGCAUGCACGGCGUUUGUUUUUCGGAUGAAAUUAUUUUUUGAGCAUUCAGCGAUCUGUUUUAUGUAUCAAGCCAGCAUGGGGAUUUGUAUUGAUGUUGAUCUAGAUAAUAUUU
Molecule: messenger RNA, 5693 nt
Organism: Aspergillus wentii DTO 134E9
Lineage: Eukaryota; Fungi; Ascomycota; Eurotiomycetes; Eurotiales; Aspergillaceae
Gene: csmB
Product: putative chitin synthase
Exons: 4
Coding region: 163-5454 (1763 amino acids)
Cellular component (GO): myosin complex; cell septum; cell periphery
Molecular function (GO): chitin synthase activity; ATP binding; cytoskeletal motor activity
Source: RefSeq, a predicted model, not a curated record